AUGACGAUACUACUUUUGAAAGGUUUUAUUAAUCUACUUGUUAAAGGUUCACAAACAAACACAAGUUUAUCAAGUGAUACAAAUGCAAGUAUAGAACAAGAGCGUUAUUUUGAUGCUAUUGUUAAAUUAACACUGACAAAAAUGUCAUUUUCAUCAGAUCUUGGUGAUGAUGAUGAACCUGAAUCAACUGAUAUAAUACCAUGA
Rotaria sp. Silwood1 is the source of this 204-nucleotide messenger RNA. The record is from the annotation of a GenBank genome assembly. Lineage: Eukaryota; Metazoa; Rotifera; Eurotatoria; Philodinida; Philodinidae.